AUGAGCAGUUUUCUGUACUUCGUCCUCCCAGCUCUGGGUGGAUACACUCUUACCUCGUUGUACCUGCUGAAGAACCCCCACGUUCUCCACAAGAGGAAGCGCACAGCUUUUUACAGCACACACGUCUCACACAGAGGAGGAUGUGGAGAGAGGAUAGAGAGCACGAUGGAGGCCUUCACACAUGCGGUGGAGCAGGGCACACAGAUGCUGGAGAUGGACUGUCGCUUGACGCGUGACGGACAUGUGGUGGUGUCACAUGAUGAGAACCUGCUGAGGCAGACCGGUCACGACGUCACCACCUCCGCACUCAAUCUACAGGAUAUGCCUCUGUAUAAAGAGAGACUGGAGGUGACAUUUUAUGCAGGUCGCUACAGCAGCGGUGCAGACAGGAAGUUUGCUCUGCUGGAGGAUGUGUUCAGGAAGUUCCCUGAGUUGCCUGUCAGCAUUGAGAUCAAAGAGAACAACAACCCGCUGAUCGCAAAGGUGUCAGACUUGGUUAGACGCUACAACCGAGAGGAGAUCACAGUCUGGGCCUCCGUGAACUCCAGCGUCAUGAAGGAAUGCCGCAGAACGAACGACUCCAUGCCGUACAGUUUCACUAUGAAGAGAGGAGUGCUGCUUCUGCUUCUCUUCUACAGCGGCCUGCUGCCCUUUGUGCCACUGGGAGAGAGUUUACUGCAGUUCUACCUGCCACGCAUCAUUAACAGGACGUUCAUUCCUCAGAAGCGCAUCCUGAGGAACAUGCUGGUCGUCUCUUUGUUAGAAAAAUUAACAAUGAGGAAGAGUCUUUUUAAUCACCUCGCAGCCCGUGGACUUCAGGUGCAUUUGUUUGUGUGCAAUGAAGAUGAAGACAUAAAGGCUGCAUUUGAAGUCGGGGCCACCGGGGUGAUGAGUGACUACCCAGCUCUUUUGUCAAGCUACCUCUGCAGAAACAGAAGUCAGGAUUGACCCAAGCACACCCUCACAUGACAACAAUAAAUAACAGAUUUCUGUGAAGGAGAAGUAAAUACAAGAAGUGUGAGACACAUUUCUUGCACAGGAUUAGUCGAGGAGUUGUUGGUCUAACUGUUAAACACCAUGCAGUGGGAACAAAACUGUCAUUCAACUCUUUAAUCUCAAUCCUUAAUCACUGUUGAUAGAAUUAUCUGCAAGCGGGUCAUUUCUCUGGCCUCCACCUACAGUCAGAGCCCAGAGUUUAAAGAAACAGUCAGGGAUUUUUCUCAGCAACAAAUCAAUAUUAGUGCAAACAAUCAUGUAUAUUUGAGUGGAAGAACUACUUAUAGACAUUUUGUAUUAGUGUGUGUUCAGUGCAUGUGUGAAAGUGUGUCAUUCCCAUGCAGUUCCUCACAUUGGGUUCCCUCCCGACCCUCUGGGAGGAAAUAUGUAUUGAAGUUGGUUUCCAAGAAAUACUAGAGGAAGUGUGGUUCUUUUAGGCCUCCUUGGGGUUUUCUUUGGGAACAUUUUAUUUGAAAGUUUUCACAACAGUACAAUUUAUUCCAAGUAAAAACUCAACACUACAUUACACUGGAAACGGAAAACAAGGAGGUAAUAAUAAUAAUAUUGAUCAUGGAGAGAUGAAGAAUGUAUUAGGAUUAAACAGACUGCAUGUAUUACCGUUCUCUUAUUGGUACUACAAAUAUAUCCAUGUAAGUGGGUACAGUGUUAUUAGUGUGGUAUUUAGGCUGUAUUAUGCAUCUGUGUUAAAUACAGUCACAAUACAGGCACAUUUAAACGGAGGGUUUUAUGUGUAGUUAGCCUCACCUGUGUCCUUGUUUCCACAGGCUACGGUCAAAGUCCGGCUUCACCGCUGUGAUAAUAAUCAACCAAUCUGUUGGUGAAACAAAGGCUGUAUUUUUCUGACCUGCUUUGCUGUGUGACAAGUGAGGUAUUGGAGUAUAAGUGGAUCAGAAUGAGCAAAGGUUUGAAUAAGUGACCCAGUACAGAAAUAAGGCUCAUGUGCUCAAACAACUGUACUCAGAGGGCAUUUCACCAGCAAUGUUGUUGGUAGUCUAGAGGGUUUAUUGACAUGUUGGGACUAGAUAUCUUGUGUUUUUAAUUAAAACAUUUUUUUAAAACCUUACCAAUGAUGGCUUUUCAACAAUUAAUCUGCAAUUGUGAUAAUCGAAAAAUAUUAUAA
Messenger RNA from Cottoperca gobio, 2137 nucleotides. It is a transcript of the gene gdpd3a, whose product is annotated as glycerophosphodiester phosphodiesterase domain containing 3a. Lineage: Eukaryota; Metazoa; Chordata; Actinopteri; Perciformes; Bovichtidae. Bases 1 to 948 code for a protein of 315 amino acids. Gene Ontology annotation, cellular component: endoplasmic reticulum membrane. The transcript is spliced from 10 exons. The record is from RefSeq and is a predicted model, not a curated record. Gene Ontology annotation, molecular function: phosphoric diester hydrolase activity; phosphatidylcholine lysophospholipase A1 activity. Gene Ontology annotation, biological process: glycerophospholipid catabolic process.